Bolinopsis microptera is the source of this 1621-nucleotide messenger RNA. Its product is annotated as galanin receptor type 2-like. The transcript has 2 exons. The record is from RefSeq and is a predicted model, not a curated record. Gene Ontology annotation, cellular component: plasma membrane. Gene Ontology annotation, molecular function: G protein-coupled receptor activity. The coding region runs from base 3 to 1037 and encodes 344 amino acids. Gene Ontology annotation, biological process: G protein-coupled receptor signaling pathway. Lineage: Eukaryota; Metazoa; Ctenophora; Tentaculata; Lobata; Bolinopsidae.
AGAUGACUACAGAUAACAUAACCUCCACCACCCCCUUCACCACCACAGAAUACAUCGUUCCCGUCAUCCCUGAAGUGGACAUCAUCUACUUCACCAUAAUCGUAACCUGCUUCCUGGUAGGAACAACCGGCAACACCCUCGCACUCAGAUACUUUCUCACCAAGACACGUGACAUACCCACCAGCAUCUACAUCAUUAUAUCAGUAGUGGACAUCACCAUCAGUGUCCUGAUCCUUCCAGUCAGUCUCCCCUACAUUCUCUGGAACAGGAGAGGAUGGCUCCUGGAGGAUUCCACUGCUGUCUGUAUUGUAUGGGGCAUGCUGUGGUACAUAUUCUCCACGCUAACCAUCUUCCUGGUGGCUAUGAUGAGUAUUACACGCACCAUACAGAUAGCUCUACCGUUCAGAAACCUCAAGAAACGCAUAAUAAUAGGGAUUAUUGUGUUUUAUGUUGUGGUGCUGUUUGUACAGAGCACUAUACCCAUGUGGGUGGGGAAGCAGUAUGAGUUUGAGUACGCUUCCACUACCCACUGCACCUGGAGGAACAGUAUCUUGGGUAAAGGAACUGUAGCAUUCCACGCUUACACUCAGGUGAUCUUCUUCGAGAACUACUUCCCCAUCUUCCCCAUUCUCAUCUCCUGUGUCCUAACAAUACGGUCCCUGAAGUCCUCAGAAAACAGUGCCCUGAACAGAGCGAACAGGGAAGUGACCAUCACCAUCAUCCUCUUCACCGUGCUCUACAUGGUUUGCAACUUCCCUCCAGUUGUCAUGCACCUCAUCACAAUCAUCAGUCAGACCUUCACGCUCAAUACUGAUCUACAUGGGUUUGAUAAGCCUUACUGGUACUGGUUUAAGUUCUACAUGAUCCUGCUGGUACCCCUCAACUCGGCCCUCAACCCUAUUGUGUAUCUGUGGAGGAUGAAGAAGAUGAGGGAGUCUACACAGACGAUGGUGAAGAAGUGUCUGGCGACUGCGAGGGUGGGCUCUCCGCUCAUCAGUACGAGGAAAAUGUCCAUGACUGCGGUUACUAAAGUCUGAGCAGAAGAGACAGGUCACUUUAACAGUCAGCAGCUAGGAGAUAACCUUAGCUAGGAGAAAAAACAGAGAAACAGCUAGAGUUUGAAAAGGUGGCAGAACAAAGAGAGGUCAAAACAGUUAUCAUAUCCUGGUUUGAAGUAACGUACUGAUUUCUGAACCACAUCGCCAUGUUUGAACCACAUCGCCAUGUUUGAACCACAUCGCCAUGUUUGGACGAUUAAUAUACCAUAGCAUCUUACAGUUAAACUCAAUAUUUGGUAACAUUAUUUAUGAGAUAAGUGUGCUGUUGAUGUGAUUUAUGUUUUAAUAAUGUAAUGUUAGUAUUUUAUUUGGGAGUGUACAUUUAGUGAUCAGACUGAUUUAGCACCGAUAAGUAUCAAUGAAAUGAGUUUCAUAAAAAAUUAAUAUAUUAAUGUUAGCGAAAUUAAGCUUUAAAUGAUUGACACAAUCUCAAUUUAAUAAAAAUGAAAAUUUUAGCAGAUAUAAACUUAUAAAGAAUCGUCUGAAGGCUACUUAUCAGUGAUUAUGUUUGAUUUGUAGCGAUUGUUAAUUGUUAUAAUUGUUAUCUUGAUUGUUGGCAUUAC